AUGAGAAGGAGGAGGACUGAGAGGAGGAGUAUGAGAAGGAGGAGAGAGAAGGAGGCUGAGGAGGAGGAUGAGAAGGAGGAGGAUGAGAAGGAGGAGGAUGCGAAGGAGGAGGAUGAGAAGGAGGAGGAUGAGAAGGAGGAGGAUGAGAAGGAGGAUGAGAAGGAGGAGGAUGAGAAGGAGGAGGAUGAGAAGGAGGAUGCGAAGGAGGAGGAUGAGAAGGAGGAUGAGGAGGAGGAGGAUGAGAAGGAGGAGGAUGAGAAGGAGGAGGAUGAGAAGGAGGAUGAGAAGGAGGAGGAUGAGAAGGAGGAUGAGGAGGAGGAGGAUGAGAAGGAGGAGGAUGAGAAGGAGGAGGAUGAGAGGAGGAUGAGAAGGAGGAUGAGAAGGAGGAGGAUGAGAAGGAGGAUGAGACGGAGGAGGAUGAGAAGGAGGAGGAUGAGAAGGAGGAUGAGAAGGAGGAGGAUGAGAAGGAGGAGGAUGAGAAGGAGGCGGAUGAGAAGGAGGAUGAGAAGGAGGAGGAUGAGAAGGAGGAGGAUGAGAAGGAGAUGCGAAUGGAGGAGGAUGAGUAAGGAGGAGGAUGAGAAGGAGGAGGAUGAGAAGGAGGAUGAGAAGGAGGAGAUGAGAAGGAGGAGGAUGAGAAGGAGGAGGAGAGAAGAGGAGGAUGAGAAGGAGGAUGAGAAGGAGGAGGAUGAGAAGGAGGAGGAUGAGAAGGAGGAUGAGAAGGAGGAGGAUGAGAAGGAGGAUGAGAAGGAGGAGGAUGAGAAGGAGGAGGAUGAGAAGGAGGCUGAGAAGGAGGAGGAUGAGAAGGAGGAUGAGAAGGCGGAGGAUGAGAAGGAGGAGGAUGAGAAGGAGGAUGAGAAGGAGGAGGAUGAGAAGGAGGAGGAUGAGAAGGAGGCGGAUGAGAAGGAGGAUGAGAAGGAGGAGGAUGAGAAGGAGGAGGAUGAGAAGGAGGAGGAUGAGAAGGAGGAUGAGAAGGAGGAGGAUGAGAAGGAGGAGGAUGAGAAGGAGGAUGCGAAGGAGGAGGAUGAGAAGGAGGAGGAUGAGAAGGAGGCGGAUGAGAAGGAGGAGGAUGAUGAGGAGGGAGCAAAGAGCGAAGAGGAGGCGGAAGAGGCAGAGGAGGAAGAGGAGGAGAGUGAGUCGUAUGGUGAGUCGAGUGAGAGUGAUGGGAGUAGUGACAGUGAGGGGAGUGAGGGGAGUGAUGAGAGUGAGGGGAGUAGUGAGAGUGAGGCGAGUGAGGGGAGUGAGGACAUGGGGGGUGAGAGGAAGAGGAAGAGGGCAGCUCCUCGACAAACCAGGAGCACUCGCCGCCGCCGUGACAAGCGGGCCACACGCACACAGACAGCGGGUCGGCAGCAGCGGGGCAGGCAGAGCACCUCACAGCACCGCACCCCACCCUCUCGCCGAACUGCUCCCACCACGCCUCGCCUGCUCCACACUGCGAGCCCGCGUCUGCGCCCGCGCCCCCCCCUCUCCCCAGCUGCCACGCCCACGGCCUCGGGCGCCCGCAGCUCCCCCCUGGCCCUCUCCUCCAGGAGCCCACGCCUCGCUGCCACUACCCCGCGCGCAUCCCCCCGCCUCACAGCCCUGGCGCCCUCUCCUGGGACACUGGGGGCGGAGGCAAGAGGAGGUCGCGAUGGGGAGAGGAGCGAGGGGGGCGCGAGGGCAGCAGGGCGGGUGCGAGCGGGUGCGGGGUGGGUGGGGGCGACGGAGUGGAGGGAGGGGGACCCCUACCUGCCCCAGGUGGGUGAUGACGUCAUCUACUGCUUCCAGGGCCACCUCAGCUUCCUGGAAACUGCGGGGCGCAGCCGCAGCCGCGGGCUGGACGAGAAGCUGCGGAGGAAGCUGCGGCCGGCGGAGCCGUGUGUGGUGGAGGAGGUGGGGUACUACUGGGUGGAGAGCGGUGGCUUGGGGGCGGGGCAGGGGCGGCGAGGCGGAGGCAGGGGGGCAGGGGAGGUGCGGCGAGUGGGGUGCAGAGCGGUGCUGGUGGUGGUGGAGAGUGAGAUCCCGGCGUUUGGGGAGAGGGUGGGCGUGGAGGUGGAGGAGGAGGGCGAGGAGUAUGUGGUGGAGCGCUGGCGUCAUGAUGCUGCCCUCGCCAACGGCUGGCACCCCAAGCAGCACUGCCUGGCGUAUUGGAGCCGGGAGUCGCUGCCACCGGGCCUCAAGCCACCCCCCCUGCCGGAGUCAUCAUCGGGCAGGGCAGUGGCAGAGCACCCGCGCGCAGUGCUCUUCCGCUGCCGCAUCCAGUCCGACAGCCCCUUCGACCCCGCCCUGCCCCUCAGCCCUUGGCGCAGGCUACGUGUGUACUAUGCGCAUGACCGCAGUGUGGAGAGGCAGAGCGCAUGGGAGCUGCUCCACCCCGACCCCGCGCUCUGGCCCACCCGCCCUGCCAUGCCAGCUCACCUGCUCAGCGCCGCCAGGGAGGCACUGCGGGCGGUGGAGCAGGACGAGGAGGUGCACGGCUCCCUGCAUCUUCUCUACUCGCCCGACUCCUCCCCCGCCGCCCUCUCCUCCAUCCCAGUGCCAAUGAGUGUGGCACUGGUGGCGGCGCGCAUGGCAUCGGGGUGGUACCGCUCACUGGACUCCCUACUGCACGACACCAACCUCAUCGCCUCCAACGCCCUCCACCUGCACGGCGCCGCCCACCCCAUCGCCACCGCUGCCGCCCACUUCUCCACACAGUUUGCCGCCCGCCUUAAGGCCCUCACUAGUGGUAGCAGGGCGUGA
Closterium sp. Naga37s-1 is the source of this 2721-nucleotide messenger RNA. Lineage: Eukaryota; Viridiplantae; Streptophyta; Zygnematophyceae; Desmidiales; Closteriaceae. The record is from the annotation of a GenBank genome assembly.